CCAAGACGUCACUUCCUGUCAGUAUCUUAAUGUAAACAGCAUCAAGGCAAAGAGGGAUUUGCAAAUCGUAUUUGUCGUGCCGUUUCAUCUCAGAUUUGUCGUGCAGGAAUUAGAAUACAUUCGUUUAAUUUAAACUCCAACAUGUCGCACACGAUCCUGUUGGUUCAGCCCACCAAGAAACCCGAAGGCCGAACGUAUGCGGACUACGAGUCGGUGAAUGAAUGCAUGGAAGGUGUGUGCAAAAUGUAUGAAGAGCACCUCAAGAGAAUGAAUCCAAACAGCCCGUCCAUCACAUACGACAUUAGUCAAUUGUUUGACUUCGUUGACGACUUGGCGGACCUGAGUUGUCUUGUUUACAGAGCGGACACUCAAACGUACCAGCCGUACAACAAAGACUGGAUCAAGGAGAAGAUUUACGUACUGCUGAGACGUCAAGCUCACCAAGCAGGGAAGUAGCGAGACGAGUUGCCCCUUGUUCUUCUACAUGCAUCUCAAAGGAGCACACGGGGACAAAUAUACGUUUCCAGUACUUUGAGAGGAUGUCCAUAUCGAUUUCGUGGAAGGUCUGGGUCACCAAGCUGAGGCAUUCUAGUUUCUAAGCAAAUUCACAUUCAGUUUGUAUUUGAUGUUUUUAUUUAAUGUUUUUUUUACAUGCAGUGAAAUUUCAAUUGUAAUUUUGAUGGACGGACUUUAAAUUUACAAAAGUUGUCAUGUUAUUCAAACUACUUUUUUCUUUCUGUUGAUGUUGUAAACGUUUUUUACAUUGUACAGGAUUCCAAGGAACCAGCAAUGUGGCUGUUUUCAAAUGUGAUCAUUUUGGUAUAGGAACUGUUCUUUAAUAAACAACUUAACAAUA
Syngnathus typhle (broad-nosed pipefish) is the source of this 856-nucleotide messenger RNA. It is a transcript of the gene erh, whose product is annotated as ERH mRNA splicing and mitosis factor. The record is from RefSeq and is a predicted model, not a curated record. The coding region runs from base 142 to 456 and encodes 104 amino acids. The transcript is spliced from 4 exons. Lineage: Eukaryota; Metazoa; Chordata; Actinopteri; Syngnathiformes; Syngnathidae.